AUGGCAGUCAUGGCGUCACCACAGUCAGAACGCGCCUCGGAUCAGAAACCAGUCGAGUCGACACCGGUCAAGGAGGAAAGCAAGCCUGAGACGAACGGUCACGCCGCGCCUUCCAAAACUUCCGCCGACUCUGAUGCCGCGCCAACGGUUAACGGCAAUGGCAAACAUGACGAUGAGAAGAAGACGGCUAACGAUGCCGAUGUGAGCGCCUCCAAAGAUGCCGAUGCACCACCCAAGGAAGCCUCCGCGAAGCCCGAUGAGUCACCUGAAGAGCCCAAGUCCCCCAAGUCUCCCAAGUCUGCCAAGUCUGAGGGCGCAUCGAAAGAUGAAUCAAAGAAGGACGACGUGAAGGACGCAAAGGAAUCGAGCAAGCCUGCUAGCCCGGCACCUGAGGCACCGACCAAAGAUGUCGAGAUGUCGGACGCGACCGAAGAGAAACCCAAGCCCAAGUCAGAGGAGAAGGCCGCUGCCGAGGCCUCUGAGCCUGCGAAAAGCGCAUCUGACUCCAAGGAAGACGUAGAGAUGGGUCAAGAUGAUGAGAAGGUGAAUGGAGCGAAGAAGGAAGAAUCGUCUCCCGCGCUGUCUGCUGCAGCUGGUCAAGAGGUAGAUCUCCACCCAGCAAGUAUGUCGCAACUCGCAAUUGACAGUAACGAGGAAAAGCCGUCAGCACCCAAAGACACCGAUGUGCCAAUGGCCGAUGCACCUUCAGCAGCAAGCAAGGUCUCUCGCGAGCGAGAGGAUGAUGCUGCCGACGAACCCGCACCUAAGCGGGCAAAGACCGAGUCGAACGCCGACUCCCAGGAGGCACGAGCUACCGAAUCCACCGUUGAGGUCAAGCCGCAGGGAGACUUGGCUAAAGGCGAGUCUGCUCUCGAUGACCUCCCGAACUGGAUCGACCCGGAACGCGAUCCGAAGCCGUUAACGUCACACCAAGUACGCGAGUUCCGUAAAGUCCUGGCCGGUGUGAAGAAGACCAAGCACGGCGCCCAUUUCAAAGAUGCCGUGGUCAAAAUGUGGCCCAGUCUUGCCGCGAAUUACAUGGAGCGGAUUAAGAACCCCAUGGACAUUGGUGAACUCGAGCGAAACCUGCGUGACAACAAGUACAGCACCCUUCGCAAGUUCAAGGACGAUCUUGGCUUGAUCUACAAGAACUCAGUCAUUUUUAAUGGCGCUAACAACGAGAUUACCUCUGCUGCGCUCAAUGUUGUCAAGCUGGCCUGGACCCGUGUCGCCGAUAUUCCAUCAAACGAACCUGCCAAGUCCAAGCCUAUUCCCAAACCGUCUCGUCACUCGGAGACGAGAACCUCAGCGCCUCCGCCGCCCGUUCGCAGACCGCCUAGUGUCGCUGCUGCUAGCCCUCCGGCGAAGACUGAGGCGGAGGCGUAUGCUGUUCCCCCUGGUGGUGUGCCUCAGGUUAGACGUGCCUCGACACAGAAUGACUUGGACCGGCCGAAGCGUGCCAUCCAGCCUACAAAGAACCGCGAUCCUGACUACACGGCCAAGAACUUCAACAAGAAGAAGCUUCCCGUUGAGCUGCAGUUUUGCUAUGAGGUCUUGAAUGAAUUGAUGGAUCCUAAGCAUGCUCAUGUCAACUAUGCUUUCCUGCACCCUGUUGACCCCGUUGCCCUCGCCAUCCCCACAUACUUUACCAUUAUUAAGCGUCCUAUGGACCUUGGUACUAUCAUGGGCAAACUGAAGAACCAUGAUUAUCAGACGGCAAAGGAUUUCCAGCUGGAUGUCAAACAAGUCUUUAAGAACUGCUUCAAGUUCAACCAGCCUGGACAACCGGUCUACGAACACGGCCAAGAACUGGAAUCAAUCUUUAGGAAUCUUUGGUCCAAGAAAGAGCAGUGGAUCGCGAAGCACACGCCGGCCAAACCUACUUCUGAUGGCUCAGCUCGCGAUAGUGAAGACGAUGUUGAGGAAGAAGAAGAAGAAGCGACUACCGCCGCCGCGGAACCCGCGACCAAUAAGACGAUCCAGAUGCUCGAGAAGCGCCUCUUGGAAGAAACGCAGCAGCUGACUCAGCUUUAUCAGACGGCAGACGCCUCGAGCGAUGCAAUGAUUGAUCUCCAGCAGUCUGUGAUCGCCACUAUUAGGGCGCGCAUUCUGCAAGAGAAGCAAAACUUGCCAGCUCCAAAGCCUGUCAAAGGAAACAAGGCCAAGCCGCUCAAGUCCAGCAAGCCCAAGACAGGCGGCGUCCCCAGCAAGAAGUCGGCGCCGACCGUGCCCCCCAAGAAGAGCGGUGGCGGCGCACCCAAGAGGCCGAAACAGCGUGCCAUGACUCAGCCCGAAAAGGAUGCGAUUGCCAAUGCGAUUAACGAUCUCGAAAGCCCGCAUAUCGAGCGAGCUAUCGACAUCAUCAAGAAGGAUACCGGCCAAUCCGAAAACAGCAGUGGAGAACUCGAACUUGAGAUUGACCAACUUACCAACGAGGCCCUUCAUAAGCUGUGGGACCUUUGCAAGAAGGCAUUGCCCACUUUUGGCCAAGGUUUGGCAGCUGUUGCUCGUGAACCAUCUCCAGUAAACAACGCGUCUCAGAAGAACGCGUCUAAAUCUAGCAAGCCCAAGAAGAACAAGCCCAUGAACGCCCAGGAACAAGAGGCGCGUAUCGCGGAACUUGAGAGAUUGCGAAACAUGUACGGCAAGGGCUCCGACGGCGACCAGGAGCGACCUGACAGCUCCGGCCGGGCAGAUGAAGCACCGAUCCACGGGGAUAGUGAGUCGUCAGACUCAGAAGAGGAGUAA
This is a messenger RNA of Colletotrichum truncatum, 2748 nucleotides long. NCBI's taxonomy places the organism in Eukaryota, Fungi, Ascomycota, Sordariomycetes, Glomerellales, Glomerellaceae. The record is from RefSeq and is a predicted model, not a curated record.